Limanda limanda (common dab) is the source of this 3016-nucleotide messenger RNA. RefSeq names its product pre-B-cell leukemia homeobox 3b (gene pbx3b). The transcript is spliced from 10 exons. Gene Ontology annotation, biological process: neuron development; eye development; brain development. The record is from RefSeq and is a predicted model, not a curated record. Gene Ontology annotation, molecular function: DNA-binding transcription factor activity, RNA polymerase II-specific; RNA polymerase II cis-regulatory region sequence-specific DNA binding. NCBI's taxonomy places the organism in Eukaryota, Metazoa, Chordata, Actinopteri, Pleuronectiformes, Pleuronectidae. Bases 599 to 1810 code for a protein of 403 amino acids. Gene Ontology annotation, cellular component: nucleus.
GUUUAUAGUUGGCAACACCUGCAAAGCCUGAGAUUUUUUCUUUUCUCUUAUUUGUUUUUUUCCAACAUUGGAUAUUUUUUUUUGGUUGCCGGUGCUUCCCGAGGAGGAUUUGGACAUUUUUGUGUGUUUUCCCCCCUUGGCUGGAAGAGGAAAUGCGACCGGGGAUCCCUUGAAGAAGAAGAAGAAGAAGAGCGCAAAUAACUGAGAGAUCCGCCGAAAAGGAGCGUUCCUGUGUGUGCAGCUGCCGUCAAACCCCAGAAUCAAACCCAGAGGAGGACCGCUACGGGACGCGAUGGACCGGCAGUUCUGACAAAAAGAAGUUUGAUUAAGAAGAAGAAGACGCAAAACACAAGAUUGAUGCGUUUCUCCACUAACCCAACCGCGCGUUUUGGCACUUAUUUGGACCGCGCGUAAAGAGAGAGAGAGAAUAAACAAAAAGAGGACAGCGAGAACUUGGACACAAGAUUUACGCGAAACACAUCCCUGCUGUAUAGUCUAUUUAGAAAAAGAAAAAGCGUGUGUGCGUGUCCCUGUGUCGCUGAAGAAGCCGCGCACAUCCCCUCCAGUUCUGCGGCACAUGUUGUAGCCCAUUUCGUAUAUGAGUUUUUCAAUUUGCGUGUCCCAGUGCACAGACUCUUUAGCGGCUAGUAUGGACGAUCAAGCCCGGAUCAUGCAGUCGAUCGGCGGCGUGAGUCUGGCCGGCCACUCGGUGCAGGGAGGCAUGGUGCUGCCGCCCCCCCACGGACACGACGGCUCGGACGGGGACGGAAGAAAACAAGACAUUGGUGACAUUCUCCAUCAAAUCAUGACCAUAACCGAUCAGAGUCUGGACGAGGCGCAAGCAAAGAAACAUGGACUGAACUGUCACAGAAUGAAACCAGCACUCUUCAGCGUUCUCUGUGAAAUCAAAGAAAAGACAGGUCUCAGCAUCCGCGGUGCCCAGGAGGAGGACCCCCCGGACCCCCAGCUCAUGCGUUUAGACAACAUGCUGCUGGCGGAGGGCGUGGCGGGACCAGAGAAAGGGGGCGGAUCCGCCGCCGCCGCCGCAGCAGCCGCGGCCUCGGGCGGAGCGGCCGACAACUCCAUCGAACAUUCCGACUACAGAGCCAAACUCACCCAGAUCAGACAGAUCUAUCACACAGAGCUGGAGAAAUACGAACAGGCGUGUAAUGAAUUCACCACACAUGUGAUGAACCUGCUGAGGGAACAGUCUCGCACGCGGCCCAUCUCUCCUAAAGAGAUCGAGCGCAUGGUGGGAAUCAUCCACCGCAAGUUCAGCUCCAUCCAGAUGCAACUGAAACAGAGCACCUGUGAGGCUGUCAUGAUCCUGCGCUCCAGAUUCCUUGAUGCCAGGCGGAAAAGGAGAAACUUCAGCAAGCAGGCGACGGAAAUUUUGAACGAAUAUUUCUACUCGCACCUCAGCAACCCGUAUCCCAGCGAGGAGGCUAAGGAGGAGCUGGCCAAGAAGUGCAGCAUCACAGUUUCCCAGGGGGUGGGAAGCACCAUCACAGUAUCACAGGUAUCCAACUGGUUUGGCAACAAAAGGAUCCGGUACAAGAAAAAUAUCGGCAAGUUUCAAGAAGAGGCCAACCUGUAUGCCGCCAAGACUGCUGUAAAUGCGGCACACGCUGCAGCCACUGCAGUGCAGAACAGCCAGGCCAACUCCCCUACCACACCUAACUCCGGAUUCCAGAUGAAAGAUGAAGAGUUUCAGCUGGAUUCUGCAGAGAGCAAAAACACUCUUUUAAGCAACAUGUUUACUGGUGGAUACCCUGCGCCAUGUUAUCAGUCAGACGGCCGGAUACAAUGAUGCUCUUAGGGGAAACACCAUGUACAGUCCACAUUAAAUGCUAAUGGGGGAUGGCAAGAUGCAGCGACUCCGUCUUCUGUAAUAUCCCCGACAGAAGGACCUGGAAGUGUGCACUCCGAUACCUCGAAUUGAUCCGCCAUUAAUGCAUCUCCUCCUCAACCUGGGCAUGGACUCUUUUACUGGCUGAUCCAACAGCAGAGGAUAUUUAAAAAAAAUCACGACAGAUUUGUUUUCCUUUACCUUAAAAAUGUUCCACCGCCACACGCCACACGAACAGCAUCCUCCAUCACAGACACCAAGUGAUUCCUGAUUGUUGAUCCGUGUUUUUCUUUCUGCCUUCAUACGUCAACCAUGCUCUUAUUUGAUUGUCAUAGGAGUAAGCACACACAAAUGUAUAAAUAAAGAACAGCCCUCAGAUGUUACUCAGCAAACUUUCUCUGCUCUGAACUCAAAUUACUGGAGGACACUUGUGUAUUUAAGAUGACAUUUUAAACCGCCCUUUGUUUGAUUCUUGAUUCAAUUACACCUCUCCAUUUUGAUGAUUGCUUUCUCUUCGCAUUCUUACAGUACGUAGAUUAAAGCAGCUGUUUCUUUGACUGUAAUGUGCUCCACAUCUUGUCCAGCAACUCAACAAUGCUAAUGUUGACAGCUCAAUGGCAGCUUUGUAGUUGCGUUCAAGAUUUAUUUUCGCCUUACAGCCCUUUACAUUAGUACCAGAGAAUGACUAUUCAAACUCUGGAACAUAAAGAAGUGUAAUUGAUUGCUUGACUAUAACAUGACACCAUUCCAUAUUUUAUAAUUUGAUGUUUAGUAUGUACAUAUGUAAACAUUUUUUUGUACUGCUUAUGGAAAUCAACAAAUCCCCCCCAACGGUAGAUCAUUCCUUCAUGGCACAGGAGCAGGCCCCCAUUACGCAGGAAAAGUUGUACAUAACAUAGCUAAAGAGUAAUUAUACAUCCCAUCCGUCAAUCCACAGCUUUAUUACCUCAUUCAAAUUCACACACACCAAUAAUUUCCAACUUUUCUGUAGCUUAGAGUGCUCACUUACUACCUCUAAACAAAAAUCACCACAUCAUCCUUUCUUUUGUCCUUAUUUAAUGUUUUUAUGUAGUUAUUUUUGAUGACAUCUUGUAACACUGUAAACUCUAUCAUUCUCUAUGUAAUCUAAUGUAUAUUUUAAUCUUUUAAUAAAAUACUGUUGCGGUA